Molecule: messenger RNA, 5504 nt
Organism: Lethenteron reissneri (Far Eastern brook lamprey)
Lineage: Eukaryota; Metazoa; Chordata; Hyperoartia; Petromyzontiformes; Petromyzontidae
Product: chorion transcription factor Cf2-like
Biological process (GO): regulation of transcription by RNA polymerase II
Molecular function (GO): RNA polymerase II cis-regulatory region sequence-specific DNA binding; DNA-binding transcription factor activity, RNA polymerase II-specific
Source: RefSeq, a predicted model, not a curated record
ACCCACCCACUCUCGCUCGGCUUGCAGCUCCACCGGCUGCGCGCGAGAGAGUCGGAGAGAGACGCACGCGCGCGCGCGCGCACGGUGGGGGGUGUGCUGAGCUGAAGCUCAAUUCGCUUUGUCAAAAGUUUUGAGUUGGGGCUCGCUUACUUGACUUGCCGGCCCGGAGUCGCCGGUCACUAAGCGGCUGAGUGGCUCACUCGCUCACUCGCUCGCCGUCUUAGCGGUGGAGUGGCUCACUCACUCGCUGGCUCGGUGGAUCUCUCGCUGGCUGGCUUACUGACUGACUCAUCGGCUGCGUGGAGAAGCUGGCAGCGGGAAAGGGGCGAGCGCCGAAGGAGGCCCAUUGCGGGUCAUGGCUCUAGUGGCCUCUGGACUGCCUUCCAUCUCGAGUUUCGCGCUCUCGUGCGGACUACUGGACAGCAACUGCGCGGACAUUAUGAACACUUGGAGGGUGACUCCUCAACCCCGGAGGGACGACGAGGACCUGGGCAAGCUUCUGGACAUCGACUUCAUCCUCUCCAACAGCAUGCAGCACGCCGACUGCUCGAGUCCCACGCCCGCCGCCUUCACCGCGGGGUCACCGCCCCGCGCCGCCGGCUUCUGCGCUGCCGCCGCUACCUCCUCGAGCGACGCGCCGAUCGGGUGCGCACCGAACCACAUCACCGCUGUGGGUGCCUUGAUCACCUCCUCCGCCUCCUCCACAUCCUCCAUCGCCGCUGCGUCUGCGUCCUCCUCCUCCGCCAAUUACACGCUGCCGGAGACGCCUGAAAGUUGUACCAACGGCGGUGCCGCUGGUGGUGGUGGUGGUGGUGCUGGGGCCACAGGAUUUGAGAGUCGGGACUCUGUGUACGUGGCUGCGUGCGGGGUGGACGCGUUCCAGGCCAAGCCUUGCCCCAGCCUCGUGGAAGAGUUGCUCACCCCCGACCUCGACUUCUCUGGCAGUGGCUUUCUGGGCCACGGGGACGGCGCUCACUUCUCUCCCGACAAGACGCACGACUUGCAGUUGCAUCAGCAGCAGCAGCAGCAUCAUCAGCAGCAGCAGCAGCAGCCGCCCGCUGCGAAGGGAGGACACAUUUACGCGGGACCACACGUUGACCCGCAUCUCUCACAUCAUCAUCAUCAUCAGCUCCAGCAUCAGCAGCAUCAGCAACAGCAUCAUCAGCAUCAUCAUCAGCAGCAGCAGCAGAGCCAAAGGCUCAUCCCUCUCACUCACAUUCAGCAGCUGGGGCAGAACAUUAAGCGGGAGCACAAUCCAGCUGGGCCUGGAGGUGCCGACUCGCACGCGUGCUUCAUGGCUGACGAGUCUGCCGAGUCCAGUAAGGUUCAACAUCGGCUGCAUCAGCAGCAGCAGCAUCAUCAUCAGCAGCAGCAGCAGCAUCAGCAGCCCUCUAAGGGCGGACACAUUUACCCAUUGUCUCUUUCGGAGGAGCACCACUCUCACCUACAGCACCACGGACAGCAACAACAACAGCAGCAACAGCAGCAACAUCAGCAGCAGCACUUCCCGAUGCACCACCGCUUCCCAGGUGCAUUUGGACGCUUAUACAGUCACCAGCAGCAAGCGCAGCAUCAUCAUCAGCAGCAGCAGCAACUUCAGCAGCAGCAGCAUCCGCAGCAGCAGCAACAACAAGGGAUGCACUUCCAAGGGCAAUUCAACAUCUUGUACCAUCACGGACAUCAUCAGCAGCAGCAGCAUCAUCAUCAGCAUCAUCAUCAUCAGCAGCACCACCAGACGCUGGUCACACCACCCUCCUCCCCGUCCGUGCUGGACGCCGUGGCGAUGUUCGUCCCCCCGGGGGGGGCUCCGUGUUGCCCCCCCGCGCAGGCGGCCCCCCUGGCCCCCCAGACGGAGGGUAAAGUGGGGCCCGGCAAGAGAGGCCGCAGGUCAUGGGGCGCCCGGAAGCGCACGGCGACUCACACGUGCGAGUACCCCGGCUGCGGGAAGACCUACACCAAGAGCUCGCACCUCAAGGCUCACCUGAGGACGCACACGGGAGAGAAGCCCUACCAGUGCAACUGGGAGGGGUGCGGCUGGAAGUUCGCACGCUCCGAUGAACUCACGCGGCACUUCCGCAAGCACACGGGCCACCGGCCCUUCCAGUGCCACCUUUGCGAGAGGGCCUUCUCGCGCUCCGACCACCUGGCCCUCCACAUGAAGAGGCACAUGUGAGGCUCGGGUCUUCUCCUCCUCGUCAUCAGCAUCGUCAGCAUCUUUCCCUGUCACUCCCCCCCCCCCCCCCUUCACUUCACUUCGUCCGACCCAUUCUCAUCUUCCUCCUCCUCGACUCUUGCAAGGCGUCCACCUCCACCGCCCGUCUCACUCCCUCUCCCGUCUCUCGCCCUCCUCUCCUCCCCCCACCACCACCCACCUCUUCCCUUCAACCUCGAGCACGCUACCUCCAGAAAUUCUUACCUGAUCACCGGCCUCUCCACCCAUCCCUCGCCUCCUGUCCACCCUCUCGUCCUUCGCCUCUCCACCCCGACGCCGUCCGAACCACUCCUCUAUACCGCCUGGGUCUGCGACCUCUGUUGGCAGAGGUCUCGGAAGUCCAUCCUCUGGUCGCAGGAGGAGGUGGAGGAUUGAGGAAGGAGGAGGUGGUGAUGGAGCCAGGAUGAGGGUGAAAGUGUGUGGAGUAACACUCAGCCCUUCUGUUCACCUCUUUCCAAACGCUCUCCCACUUGACUCUGCCAAGAAGGGUGGACACGAAACCAGUAUAAGACACGCACUCACACACACAUCAUUACACAGCGUCACACCGAAGAUGUUUGGACAGUGGAAGAGUAGGCCAAAUACCAUUUACACCCCGUGGCUGCCUAGAGCUCCCGCUCGUGGCGUGAGCCAGCACUUGCAGGGGGCUGCUGUAGCUGUUUUUUGUUUGUACACGCAUAAAUAUAUGAAGAUUUAUCGGCUGUAUCUAUACACAGAUUUAUAGACUAUCUAUACGAAGACCGCAGGCUGUACGGGACUGCCCGUGAUGGGAGCGGACCCGAUGAAGAAGGGGUUUACAUGUUCUCUCGUCGCCUUCCGAUGGAGAAAACCCCCCAAAGUCGCACUACAAAAACUCACCGGGCUCAAAGCCAACGGCGCAAGUUUACAGAACAAAAGCUCCGAGAGUGAUGUUAUAACACAAAUGUACAUAUAGCAUGUUAAGAGUCGUGAUGAUGACGCAUCGUCUAUAGAUAUUUAUAUAUAAACAGCAUUAUAUAGAGUAUUAUCACUCGUAUUUUGUAUUCUCGCUGUGUGCCUAUUGUAAGAGCGAGGAGGAGGGGGGUGGGGAGUGUAGAGGCCCUGGCAGUCGCGAGUGUUGGCCAGUUGACUUGGCGAUAUUGCGGCCAGGAGAUGCGCGCUUAUCCGGGGCUGUGCUCCGGAAAAGUGCCAAGCCCCAACCGCCCCCCCCUCCUCUCUCCCUGCUGUCGUUGUUGUGAGGAGGGGGGAGGGGUGGUGCUCUAUAAGCUGUUCCAUGAGACGUGAAGCCCUUGGAUGAGAGAGGCGUCAUCUCAAGCACAAGAAGGGAGCGAGCGAGCGAUGGCGAGAUGUGGGCGGUGGUUGUUGGUGACGGUGGGGGGGGGGGGGGCAUCGAUUCAUGACCUCUUGAUCAGAAUUAAAAUCUUUUGUUUACGUGACCCGUAACGUAACCGCGUAAAAACCGGUUAAUACCGGUUUGCCACACGUACAGAAACGUCUGCCAGUCAUAGACAUCACCCGUCUACCUCUUGACCUGACCACUGGGCAGCUGAAUCCGCGGUGCCUCUGCCCGGCCCAGCAGGCUGUGGGGCGACCACGUGGUGUGUGGUGGAGGAGAGAGAGAAACGAAUAUUCGAUUGUCAAACCGGUUACCCGUAACCGUUCGGCCAACCCCAUGACGAUUCCAUUGUCACGAUUCGAUCAAUGUUAUCAUUACACUGGUCAACACACUUUUUCUGGCAUAAGACAUUCCAACGGUUUUUAAAUGUAAUUUUGGGGUGCUGAUUCCAAAUCUGGCCAUCAGUUUUUGUCUAUCACAUCAGGUUUUUGAGAUAUCAAAUAUUGCAUUUUCAAUAAAAACUGCAGAAGAAAAAUAUUAAAUGAAUGUGGAUAUCUACAUAAAAUGAUAUUAUAAACACACUAUCCUAAAAAUACAGCACCAUAUUUUAACACUAAAGCAGUCACUGACUCGCAACAACUUGCAAUCAUAAGUGACAGAAUUAAUUUCGGGUAUAAUCAAUGAAAAUUGGGUAUGCCGAUAGCAUAAAAAUUAGAUGUGAUAGAGCAAAUCUGAGAUCAGAUUUGGAAUCAGCACCCUGAAAUUAGUCUAGAACAGCUGCAAAAGUCCAGGCCAGAAUUUUUUUUUUUGACCAGUGUAAUUAUCGGUGUUUUGUGUCCUCUGCGUGGGUGGCUGUCAGCGGUCUCUCUCGUGGCCACAGAGAAGUGGCGUUCAAACCCAUUCCACGAUUGUGGAAGUCCGUGUCGCGUUUGUCUUUUGGAACUCGCCUUUCGAUUCCUCGACCCCCCCGAGUGUCGCGUGACCUCCAGCGAACCCGCACCGACCGGCGUGGUGAAGUAUAGUCAAGCCCCCCCCCCCCACACCUCGCAACGGAUGAGAGGGAGAGAACAAAUAUUUUUGGUAUUUCAAUAAUCGGAGAAGUCUUCGCCAGGACUGUCUCAAUAGAUCGACUACCGUGCCAUUAUUACUGCUGCCGAUGAUGAUGAAGAAGACAAUGAUGCUGCUGCUGAUGAUGAUGAUAAUCAUCAUGAUGAUGAUCAUCAGCAUCAUCAGCGAUGCUGUAUUCAAGCUGGGAGUCGUUAUGACUUCGGCAAUGACAAUCGAGAGCCAGCUGCUGCCUUGGUCGUGCGUGAACGUGCACGGCGAUCCAUUUAUAGAUACCCCAAACCUCCCAGAGGCCUUCAUCCAGCAGUGGAUUGACCACGGCUGAUGACAACGACGUGCUUUGACCGCCAGUAAUCUCAACACGCCCCUCUGCUCGGCGGGAGACAUCCGCUAUCAAGGGUGUCCACACGUGGCCAUUGAGAAGGAGGUCUUUCGAAAUUCGGUGGGGUGUCUGUAAGUGGAUCGCCCGUUGCCGGCAGCAAAUGGAUAACGUGCAAAACAAUACACGGCGGUCCAUUUACAGAUACCCCACCGUGGAUGAAUACAUUCCGAAUCAAAGCGUUCCGUUACCAGUCUCUUCCCCCCCCCCCCCAUCUCAAUCAGUUCACGCAUCUCAUAAAUGUUUAAUAGACAUCGGUAGGGUAUCUAUAAACGGAUCGCCCUAUAUAUGUUUUUUUGUAAAGGAUCCAAUUAUGAUCGUGAUGAUGACGGUGGUGGUGGUGAUUGCUAUGAUUGUGAUGUUAUUAUUGUUGUUGUUACAUACCAUGGGCCGGUCCCAGCAAACACUGUGUAUGGACACUGAUAGUUUACACUUAACACGUUACGAUAUGUGGCCUUGCUAUUAUCAUUAUUAUUAUUAUAUCUUUGCUAUACCUGGAUAUGAACAAUAAACAUCCUUGCUUAACGCCUGCA